Molecule: messenger RNA, 2231 nt
Organism: Cephus cinctus (wheat stem sawfly)
Lineage: Eukaryota; Metazoa; Arthropoda; Insecta; Hymenoptera; Cephidae
Product: probable basic-leucine zipper transcription factor E
Exons: 3
Coding region: 175-2079 (634 amino acids)
Source: RefSeq, a predicted model, not a curated record
CACAUGGCGGCAGAUAUUAACCACUGAAUAUCGUUCAACAAUGUGUUUCUCUAAUAGGAAAAUUAAAGAUUCUUGUGUUGUUGCAUUUUUUAAAAAUAUGUUCAUUAUGUUUAUGAUAUAAUUUAUGAAGUCUGACAUUGAGUAUAACUGAAGCGAGUUGUCACGUAAGAAAACAUGCAAGAAUAUUGUCCAUUGUGUAUAAAAGAUGGGCUCAAGAAAAAGAUUCGAUUGUUGCAACUUAAUCUGCAAGAGGCCUCGUGGGUGUGCGAAUCUGAAGAUUGUAUCUGGCCAUGGGGCUAUUAUGAUAUCCAAUUUGUUUCAAGAAAAGUUGGUAAAGUAUGGUCAUUUAAUUGGGAUAAUGGUACAACUACAAUACCAAAGACUCAGGAACCUGUUAAGAUUUAUACAGAACUGUCACUUUAUACUCCACCAGUAACACCGAGUUCAGAGGCAAUUUUGAAAGAACGAAUAACUUCUGAAAUUCCAUGUUCUACUAGUAUUCCUAUAUCAGAAAAUCAGGAUAUCCUUGAUUCUGAUAUUCAUGUUAUAAAGACAACAAAUUUCACUAAAGAUUUGAGUAUAAACAAAAUAUCUGAAAAUAGUAUGAAGAAAUUUAUGCCUGAUACAACAGAUACAUGUUUGUCCAAUAAAGUAGAUAUAUCUUCCUCAAAAUGCACGAGUAUAUUUGAUGUGGAUGAUAUAGAAAAGCAGGACAAUUGCAAGAUAUCAAGUAUAUCAUCAACUACUACAAAAAAAUGGACAUCAUUGAUUAAAACCAGUGAAACAGUAGAAAGUUCUGUGAUUCAAGAUCAAAUGAAAGAAAAUAAUCUUUGUAGUCGUGAAAAUAAUGUGAAUGCAAAAGAUGAGAUUAAUAUUACUCAAUAUCCUAUGAGAGAAUCUGAAACUUCAUCAGUUUCCAAUUAUGAGGAUGAAUCGCAUAUGAAUGCAAGCUGCUCACUAUCUCACAGUAUACCUAACAUAAAAAUGAGUGACACUACUAAUUCAGUUUGCAGCAACAUCUUACAGUCUGAUACUACCAAAAUUAGUGAAAAGAAUGUCAGCCUAGAAAAUAAUACUAACAUUAAAAGCGUUCCCACUGUUCGAAGCGUUGAAAAAAUAAAUGUGGACAUCACAAAAGUCGUACGUAGAAAAAUGAAAAAUGAAAAUAUUACAUCAAUAGGGAGUACUGCAGCUUCCAUAGAGAAAAAUUCAGAAUUACAAAAUAAUAGCAAUGCAUCUCCUACCUCUAAAGUACUAUUACAGACAACAAAGCAAACGACAAAAUUGUUAAUGAAUUCUAGUUCACAAUCGGCGGAGCAUAACAUCUCCUCUAUAAGUAAAGAUAAAUGUACGAUGAAUUUAAGCAAUGAGUCUUCAGAUAAUAGUGAAGUUCUUGUAAGUAAUAAGGUCAAACCACCUCUGCAAGUGACUACUAUGGAAUUUGACGGAUUACCACCGAUUACAUUAACUUAUGAAAUGCCAGAAUUAUUAGAGGCAAAAGGAUCUAUUAAGAAUGUAGAUGAGAAGACUCAGUUGCCUGUUGAAAGUAUUGCCGGAAGUUCAAUAUCGGAAAAUAAUCCUGACGAACUUUUAUCGAUUAAUGAAAUACUGAAAAAGUCUAACAGAAAAUCGAAACGAAGUAAUCUUAAUGGGAUUAAGUAUGAAAAGUUUAAUUUUAAUGAGAUUAGAAAAAAAUUAAAACAAAAUAACAACGGUGACAACGCUGGUACAAAUGUUGCCAAUGAUUUAUCAUCUAAAAAUGAAAUUUUCCAAAGUUCAGAUGUCAAUGUUUCAAAGACCAUUGAUAUUAUUUCUAACGCCGAUGAUAAAUGUUUCACCAUAGUUCCUAUUAAUGAAUGUCAAGUCGUAUCUCAAUGUAGCACACCAGUAGAAUCAAAUAUUCAUGUAACCGUUAGUAAUAUUCCAUCAACAGCUGCCAUAACACCUGAUAGAAAUUCAGUAUUAACGCCUAAUAUUAAUAUAGACUCCCUUUUAGAUUCAUAUAGUUAUUUAGUUAAUAAUAGUCAGGAUAUCUCACAAACUUUAAAUGACGAUUGGUUGGAGUCUUUAUUAAAUUAACUUAAAACUAUGCAAAGAUGGCUAUUUUUCAUAGCCUGCCAGUUUUACCGUAUCGGUAUCAGUUUGUACAGUGUUUAUUUUGAUUACGUAUAUAAUUAAUAUUUGAUAUUAAAAAUGUUUGGUGAACAUAUACGACGGAAUGAACGAGAAGA